Messenger RNA from Aplysia californica (California sea hare), 2636 nucleotides. RefSeq names its product nose resistant to fluoxetine protein 6. Gene Ontology annotation, molecular function: acyltransferase activity, transferring groups other than amino-acyl groups. The coding region runs from base 137 to 2467 and encodes 776 amino acids. The transcript has a single exon. NCBI's taxonomy places the organism in Eukaryota, Metazoa, Mollusca, Gastropoda, Aplysiida, Aplysiidae. The record is from RefSeq and is a predicted model, not a curated record.
UUUUUAAGACGUACUUGUGUUAUGAGUGCCGUAAAACUCUUACUACAACUAAACAAAAAGUCAAACUAAUUCAUGACUUUUGGCUCUUCUUGUUGCAGAAUCUGGAGGAGAUCUUACCACAAGUCCCGCAGAGACGAUGGCGCGACCUAUCAGUGUGUUCGUCUGUGUGUCGUUGGUCUGUGUGUGCGCCGCCGGCCAAACCAUUCCGACGUUCGAGGAGUUCCUGUCACAGCAGACGGAGAUGAACCGGAAGAGAGUCGAACAGGCGGAAGUACGUCAUCAACUUCUCGAGCAGCUAGGGGAUUUCCCCUUUUCCGCUCGCCAGAUCUUUGAAGCAUAUUUUAGAACCCAACAAAGCGGUGCCCAAGUUGGUGGGGAGAAGCCCCCUCAGAAAGGGAGAAAUGUUGAGAACGUAAACGUUGCAGCUAAUGCUGUACGGGACUAUAAGAUUGGCCAAGAUUUAGGUCAGAAACCGACAGUCGUUUCUUCAAACGGACGGUCGGAAUCUCGCUUUUUGUCGUCUGUGACGGAUAGAUGUGCCCGUGACGUCAUGGCUCUGGUGGACGGGGUGGAGAAAAGUGCGCCGUGGUCACUGGUAAUGCUGGACUCGGCCGGACGGCCUGGACCCGGCUUCCUGAAAGGGAGGUUAUUCUGGUCAGGUUACUAUGACGAAUGUGUGGCGGUGAAGGCUUCUUAUUACGAUAUACUAGGGACGGGGCGAUUUGACGGCCGGUACUGUCGUGUUGGUCUGGAGUUGUAUAUCCCGAAACUGCCGAAGAUCCCUGUGAGUCACUGGGGCUUGUGUUUCCCCGAUUCGUGCGGGGAUGAGGAUGUGAAGGACGUGCUGUCCACAGCUCUGAAACAACUCAACUACACCAAGUCUGUCAAAGUGACCGGUGCGACGUGUCAUCACCCGCUCCCACUUUCCACCCGCUGCAUCGCCGUCAUCGCUCUCGUCGCCGUUUUCGUUUUCCUGGUGGUGGUGGCUACACUUGUGGACCUUCUGCUCAUCCAGUGGCCGAUGUGGAGGCUCGAGGCGAUUAACCGGAGAGGGGAGGAGGAGCGGCUGACGGAAGAGCAGGACAGUAUCGUUGCCCAGACCGAGGCGGACAUCGCUAUGCUGAUCGUCAACACGGAGUACAAAGACGGCAUGUACAGACCAGGCCGGGCUGUCAAACUCUUGCUCUCCUUCUCUGCAUGGUCCAACAGCUUAAAGAUCUGGAACACCCACCAACCGCGCGGCUGCCUCAAGUGCGUGAACGGUAUCCGCGUGAUCAGCAUCAGCUGGGUCAUCUUGGGGCACGUGAUCGUUGUCAUGUCCUCGGUUGUGGGCAACUUGCUGCAGGUCGAGGAGACCCACGUGACCCGCUGGACAUUCCAGGCCAUCUGGAACGCCACGUUCUCCGUGGACUCAUUCUUCGUGAUGAGCGGGCUUCUUGUGACCUACCUCACGCUCACAGAGAUGUCAAGGUCGGACGGGAGGGUCAACUGGGUGCUGUUUUACGUGCACAGAUACCUGCGUCUGACUCCCGUCUACAUGAUCUGUCUCGCCAUCUGGGCCGCCACGGCGCCUUACUGGUCUGACGGGCCUUUCUUCUCCCAGCAGGGGUUCGAGAAGGAUUACUGCGAGGACUCGUGGUGGGGCAAUUUGCUCUACGUCCAGAAUCUGGUCAAGUUCCCGAGCUCUUGCUUCAAAUGGGGCUGGUACCUGGCCGUGGACAUGCAGUUCUUCCUGGUGAGCCCGCUCAUCAUAGCGCCCCUGUACUUCCUCCCGCUGCUAGGUUACGCGUCUGCCGGUUUGUUCUUCCUCGCAACGACCGUCUCGCCCUUCGUUCUGACCAUGACCCGGAACUACGGCCCCGGGAUCGGCGAGGUCAAAGGUCACAAAGACGCCGGGGAUAGUUUCUACUACCUGUACUCCGCGCCCUACUGUAGGAUGGGUCCUUACAUUAUCGGUAUGUUGACGGGGUAUGUUUUGUACCGCUGUGACCUCCGGGUUCGAAUCCCGCGGGUUGUCAACCUAAUCGGCUGGGCUCUUGCUACUGCAGUCGCUCUAGCCGUCCUGUAUGGCUUGUAUCCUUACGCUGACGGGACGGAGAAGAUUGACCUAGUUUUGUCCGCCUUCUACAACAGUCUGAGCAGGUCCGCGUGGGGGUUGUGCGUGGCUUGGGUCAUCUUUGCUUGCGUCACGGGGAACGGUGGCCUUGUCAACAGUCUGCUGUCGAUGCCAGUUUGGAUACCUCUUGGCCGACUGACCUACACGGCAUACCUGACUCACCCGAUGGUCCUGACGGUGUGGGCAGUGACCAGACAGACGCCGCUGUACCUGGAUGACGUGUCUCUGGUCAUGAUUUUCCUAGCCACACUGAUGGCCACGUACGCUGUGUCCUACCUGGUCUCUUUGGCCUUUGAGUGGCCCGUGGCUGCUGUGGAGAAGCUGGUCUUUAACAGGGGAAAGAGGAGUUAGCUGUGUGUGUGUGUGUUUGUGUGUGUGUGUGUGUGUGUGUGUGUGUGUGUGUGUGUGUGUGUGUAAGUGCGUAUGCGCGUGUCUGUGUGACUUCUAGUAUAUGCCAUGGAUAUAUCUGCGAAUGUGUAUAGCUUUAAACGUUUUGGUGGUUUACGAAUUGUCGAAAAAA